GGCUUUUAUUUUGAAAGACUCUGUCGGAACCACGUGAGGAGGUCGGUGAGCUCGGUAACGGCCGCGAUGAGUUUCGAGUGGCCCUGGCAGUACAACUUCCCUCCGUUUUUCACACUACAGCCCAAUGUUGAUACGAGACAGAAACAGCUGGCGGGGUGGUGUUCUCUGGCGCUGUCUUACUGCCGGCAUCACAAGCUCUACACCCUGGACGUGAUGGAGGCUCAGGAGAGCCCCGUGUUCAACAACAAGAAGAUAGAACGAAAACUGUCGAUGGAAGCGAUUCAAGUCGUGUUUGAGGAGUUGAGGAAAAAAGGGAACCUGGAAUGGUUGGACAAAAACAAGUCUCGGUGUUUAGUCAUGUGGAGACGACCGGAGGAAUGGGGCAAGUUAAUAUACCAGUGGGUUUCCAGAAACGGGAUGGUCAACUCUGUGUUCACGCUGUACGAGUUGUCCAACGGUGAUGACACAGAAGGUGAAGAGUUUCACGGCUUGGAGGAGUGGAUGCUGCUGCGCUCGCUGCAGGCGUUACAAACAGAAGGCAAAGCGGAGAUCAUCACCAUGGAUGAUGGAAAGGGCGUCAAAUUCUUCUGAUUAAAAAAACAAAACAAAACGGUGCUGGAAAUCACUCACUCUGCCCGGGGAAUAC
Messenger RNA from Larimichthys crocea (large yellow croaker), 646 nucleotides. It is a transcript of the gene vps25, whose product is annotated as vacuolar protein sorting 25 homolog. Gene Ontology annotation, molecular function: protein homodimerization activity; structural molecule activity. Gene Ontology annotation, biological process: protein transport to vacuole involved in ubiquitin-dependent protein catabolic process via the multivesicular body sorting pathway. NCBI's taxonomy places the organism in Eukaryota, Metazoa, Chordata, Actinopteri, Sciaenidae. The record is from RefSeq and is a predicted model, not a curated record. The transcript is spliced from 6 exons. Gene Ontology annotation, cellular component: ESCRT II complex. Bases 67 to 591 code for a protein of 174 amino acids.